Molecule: messenger RNA, 1176 nt
Organism: Acaromyces ingoldii
Lineage: Eukaryota; Fungi; Basidiomycota; Exobasidiomycetes; Exobasidiales; Cryptobasidiaceae
Product: alpha/beta-hydrolase
Exons: 1
Coding region: 1-1176 (391 amino acids)
Biological process (GO): epoxide metabolic process
Molecular function (GO): epoxide hydrolase activity
Source: RefSeq, a predicted model, not a curated record
AUGGAACCGCGACCAUUCGAGAUCCAAAUCCCUCAGGCCAAAGUCGACUCGAUCCUCGACCGGGUGCGAGGCUUCAAUUGGCCUGCGUUCAAAUCGCCCGAAAAUGAUGGAAACUGGCGGCAUGGGCCUCCUACCCGGUUUAUGAGGCACCUUUGCCAGCAUUGGACCAGUGAAGACUACGAUUUCAGGGAGAGAGAGAGGCGAAUGAACCGUCAUCCGCAGUUCAAGGCGAACAUCGAUGACAUUGACGUGCACUUUGUCCACGUGAAAGGCGACAAGGAUGACCUUCCACCGCUGCUCCUCCUUCACGGUUGGCCCUACUCCUUUUACAGUCUCAGUAGCCUGGUAGAAAGUCUCCGACACCGAUUCCAUCUAAUCGUGCCGAGCAUGCCCGGCUACCACUUUUCGACCGCGCCAAAGACCCCCAUGGGCCCGAAGGCCAUUUCUCACGUGUUCCACAGGCUCAUGACCCAGUCGCUGGGCUACCACCGCUACUAUGUCCAUGGCGGUGAUUGGGGCUCGAUGCUGGCGGACCUUCUAGGUCUCUACCAUGCCGACAGUGUCCUGGGCGUGCACUUUACCCAGUACAGUGUUCGCCAUUACGACGCCGCCGCUCGGGACGGUCGACAUCCCGCCGAUGCAGACGCCAAUGAGGUAUCAUUCGCCAAGCUCGAGUCAGACUGCUGGUCAAGAGGGCAAGGCGCCUAUGGGCAGAUCCACGCAUGGAAGGCAAACAAGCUGGCUUAUGCCUUGGCUGACAGUCCGGUUGGCGCAGCGGCCUGGAUUCUAGAGGCCUUUCAUGCUUGGGCGGACCUGUCCCAAUCUCCGUCGCAAGCUGCGCUCCUGAAGAGCGAAGGAGGCCCAUUCGAUAUCGACAGUCUCAUCGACGAGGUCAUGCUCUACCUCGUCACCGAUUCACUUCCGUCGUCGCUGUGGAUCUACACUGGCGAAGUUGUCGAGGCAUCCAACCUGCUUCCCAAGGGAAAGAGGGUCGAAGUGCCCUGCGCAAUCCUUGCCCUUCCCGACCCCGUCUUUCCAAUGCCGCCCAAAAGCGUCUUGGAGAGGUCACACAAUGUCGUCAGGUAUACCAGAAGUGACCGAGGGGGCCACUUUGCAUUCUACGAGGUUCCGCAAGUGCUGGCUCAGGACAUCUGCGACGCUUUUACAACGCCCUAG